This is a messenger RNA of Symbiodinium necroappetens, 918 nucleotides long. The record is from the annotation of a GenBank genome assembly. NCBI's taxonomy places the organism in Eukaryota, Dinophyceae, Suessiales, Symbiodiniaceae.
UUGUCUGCUGACGGGCCCGCUGACAAAGCGAAGAAGGAGACCGAUGAUUCCGCAGUAAAGACCACGGAAUCGUCCGACAAGGACACCAAAGCAGAGAAGAUCGCUGAGUCCUCAAGCAAGGAGCAAUCUCCUGCAGACAAGCCAUCCGAGAAGUCGGGGGAGGAAACUGUAAAGAAGGAGGCGACAAGCAAGGACAAGACACAGGUCACCAAGGAGGACCCCAAGAAGGACGCGGCGGCCACCAAGGAGAAGCCGGAAACCGACAAGAAGGAAGUAGAGACGGCAAAGGAAGAAUCCAAGCCGACCAAAGCAACUUCAGAACAAGCUGCGAAGGAUAAGCAUGAGACCAAAGAGAAAGCAAAGACGUCCGAAAAAGAGUCGGAAGUUGCCAAGGAGAAAGCGGAUGCGAAGUCCGAGAAAGCAGACGCUGCCAAGGAAAAAGAAGAGAAGCCCGAUGAAACCGAGGAGAAAGCACCAGCAGCGGUACCUGCAGCUGCGCCGGCAGCAUCACCAGCAGCAGCACCAUCAGCAGAAGCAGUUGCCGACAAGAAAGAGAAGGACAAAGCGGAGGAAUCCGCCGAUAGCAACGGCCAGGGCACCACAACCAGCACAACGCUGUCCGUCUACGAUGCUCCCAACGUCCAGAAGGCCACCACCACCAUUGGCCCCGUCGACAAUGAGACUUUGAGCGCCUACAUGAAGGAGUGUGCGCAGCAGCUCAAGGCCAUUGUCAAGAAGGCAGAGUCCUACUACACACACGAGCAGCUGGUAAUCGCGCUUCGUCAAGAGUGUGACCUGGACAAGGAGUUCCCCACCGUGCGCAAGGACUGCCGCAAGUUCGCGGAGGACCUUGGUGCUGCUCGCGAGGCAGAACUAAAGGGCGAUGCCAACGCCUAUAGCGAGCACCGGGCCCAGCGU